Messenger RNA from Chrysemys picta bellii (western painted turtle), 1169 nucleotides. Lineage: Eukaryota; Metazoa; Chordata; Testudines; Emydidae. The record is from RefSeq and is a predicted model, not a curated record.
AGUGGCCAGGACCCGGGACGUGUGAGUGCCACUGAAAAUCAGCUUGUGUGCCAUAGGUUGCGUAACCCUGCUCUAUGGCAUGCAGCUGGUAACAACAGAAUAUGCCCAUGAUGCUGUGAAAAUCAUAUAUUCACCCCUGCAUGUGAAUCCUGAACCUGCAGUUCUCCAGAAACAAGUUGCCUCUUUAAAAAUCAACCCAAAGAAUUUACACAGACAGGGCUGUGUUUUCGACAGACGUUGCAAAGAGAAAUAAGUGGAGGGCAGAUGGGCGAGACGGGAGGCAGAGGAAGAAAGAGAAGGGAACAAUUCCUCACUUCAAAGGGAACAUUUCUCCUUUGUAACGUCCUUUCAGAGGAAGUUCUGGGCCACUCUGCUCCGAUAACCAGGUUGCCUUAUUUGUAUCUGACAAUGCAUUAAAAAGGAGCCCUCUCUAAAACAACAGAUCUUGUUCCUCGCUCAACAGCUGCAGAACCUGAAACGUGCUAUAACUUUUUGGCUCGGAAUAUAAGCUUCCCUCUUCACCAGCUAUGACAGAGGAAAUUACAUAUGCGGAUCUGGAAUUUAAUAAAUCUUAUGCACUGGAAAAUAUUCCAAAGCCUCCCACUCCUGAGGAAAAAGGUCUCCUUACUUCAUUCCCAUGGCGUCUGGCUGCCCUGACUUUGCUCACAUUGUGUCUGGCAUUAUUGGUAGGACUGCUAGCCCUGGGGGUUGUGUUUUUCCAGGUUACCAACAUCUGCCAGGAAGAAAAUGUAAAACUCAAAGAGAAGGAGAAAGCGCUGCAAACAAAUUUCUCAAGCAGGCUGCAAGAAAUAACAGAGAGUUUGUGUCUGGAAGGGGAAGUGAAGAAUAAAAAUAAUGGAAUGAGUUGUACACUCUGCCCCACAAACUGGCAACGAAUGGGAGGAGACACCUGUUACUAUAUUUCUUCAGGGAAGAAGACAUGGGAGGGGAGUCGGACCUUCUGUGCCUCACAAAAUUCCACCCUUCUCAUGAUAAAAGACAAGGAGAAGCUGGUAUGUUCCCCAGCCCAGCCUAGUUUCCUUUUAUAUUUCUGUGUAACUUUCAGAAGUCUCCACAAAACAGAAAAUAUGUUUGGCUAGUGUAUCUCCAGCUAUUCAAUACCCGCAGACUCUGUACAGUAGGCCAGAUCCAUGUAAAUUAGCAUAAUU